Molecule: messenger RNA, 1115 nt
Organism: Chenopodium quinoa (quinoa)
Lineage: Eukaryota; Viridiplantae; Streptophyta; Magnoliopsida; Caryophyllales; Amaranthaceae
Exons: 5
Coding region: 125-616 (163 amino acids)
Cellular component (GO): chloroplast inner membrane; chloroplast thylakoid membrane
Source: RefSeq, a predicted model, not a curated record
UUCACACUUAAGCUACGAUGUACGUAACAAUCAUCAGUUUGCUAAGAGAGCUUCGGCAUUAUCGAAUUUUCUCCCAUUAAAAUCUGACUUUCUCUCUCCUCUUCCCUUCAUUGUUAUACGAAAGAUGUCUUCUCUAUCCAGCUCUCUGGUCUUGGCUCGUAACUCCCCUUCUCAGCUUUCAUCUGGUUAUUCUUUCCAGCAGUCAGAUCGAGUAUUGUGCCCAACCAACUCAAGCUUCUCUCCACUUCAUACCAAAAAGGCUACACAAAAACCUCUUGUUGUCCAGGCUUCCUAUAGUGACGGUGGUAGGCCCAGCAGUGCAAGCGUUUUUGUUAGUGGGUUCGUUCUGGGAGGACUAGUUGUUGGUACCCUUGGCUGUGUGUAUGCACCCCAGAUAAGUAAGGCUCUUGCUGGAGCUGACAAAAAGGAUUUGAUGCGGAAACUACCAAAAUUUAUCUAUGACGAGGAGAAAGCUUUGGAGAGGACAAGAAAAAUCUUGACUGAGAAAAUUGAUCAGUUGAACUCUGCUAUUGAUGAUGUGUCAUCUCAGCUGCGCUCUGAUGGUACCCCAAAUGGAGCUGCCGUGACCUCUGAUGAAAUUGAAGCUACCAUAUAACUUGUCAAAUCAUGUUCUUCUAUUCAUGUGCGUCUUAAUCAGCAAAUAUACAUUUUGGAAAGAUUAGCAGUGUACUAGUGAAAUUUGAUGUUGAAGCUCACUCCGUAGUGGUAAUAUAUUGUCUUUGGAACAAAUUGUCGGAUUUGCUGUUCAGCUAUUAUGAUAAGUGCCCAAAUAUUCUACACACUGAAGUAGCAAAUUAGCAAGUUUGUGUCUACUUUGGAUGUUUGUAAUUGGUUAGUAUUCUAGCUGUGCGAGUUGCUCCAGCUUUAGCACCGAGUAUGUAGUAGCACAGGAUAUCACCCCUCAUGUGAGGCUUGAAAGGCAUACCUGCAUUCUUUUUUUAAAUUUACGAGACAAUUAUUCUUGAGAUGAUAAUCAUUCAACAAAAGGGUAAAGGAGAUGCUGUCACCUUUUGAUGUAAGACUAAUAGAUUGUCCGAAAUUCAGUCUGUAACUUUAUAUCAAGUAUGUAAUUGGAUAGUGACUUAGCUGCAGCA